AUGGGGUUGGCCAUCCUGUCCACCGUGUUGACCAUCAUCUUAUUUUGUAGAGCUCAUAUUGUCGAAGCUACUCUUCAAGAAGUCAUUCACAAUAAUGCACUCAUUAACAACGGCUCCAUAGCGUUCUUAGACAAAUGGAGCAUCCUGGGUCCUUUCAGGAUCGGGACUCGAGAAGCAGUAUGGGGCGCUGAUCCAAUAGAACGGUACGGUGGUAUAUUUCAGCUCGAUGAUAACGACACUGCUGCCUAUCAUUCCCCUCUUGCUCGAAAUGCAACUGUCAGGUGGAACUCGCGCACGUUCCGCCCUAUUGUGUCGGAGGCAUCAACAACUGUUGACCUGGUAGUCGACUUCUCCGAAAUCGAUUGGGAUAUCGCACAAAAAAUCUACGGAUGGUCCGCACUUCAAUAUCAAGCCUGGCUCAAGGGCGGCGUCUGGAAUGAUGGCGGUACUAGCCGUAGAGUGAGCAUAUAUCCUGAAGGGAUCCUCGAGCUCUGGUUGAACAAUAAACACAUAUUUGGAGGCGACUUUUAUUCCUUUGGACGUGCACCUAUUGUGUUCGAACUGGCGCCAGGCUUCAAUGUUGUGAAUGUGCGCCUCAUCCGCGAUGUACGGUCGAUGGGCGGUUCUUCCUCGCCAACGGCGCAUGUCUUGCUUCGGGCCGAGGUGGUGGCCGCGGAUCUCGACGUAGAUCAUGACAGUAUACUGCUGCCAGACGUGAUAGCAGGCCGGUUCGUGGGUCGUUACGGGAGUGUGAUCGUCAGAAACCAAGCAACCGUCUGGAUCAACAUCAACCGUGUCCGUGUCAUCACUGACGAGCAAUCUGCCGUUGUCCUUGAACAAAAUUUGACGAUUUCUCCAGGACAAUCACGUCCAGUAAGGAUGCGAAUUGACAACUUGAGAAACCUGACGAAGUCGAUAAAACUUGUGUUUGACUAUGAACUUCCAGACGCCAGCUCGCACAGGAUUGUGUGUGAGGCUCAAUUAAGGCCUGCGAAUCACUCAUCUUUGCAAAGAAUGACCUUUCUUCAUCCGAGUGGUGCAGUCUCUUAUGCAACGCUAAGGCCUCCACCAGAAAAGGUUGACCGGGAAGUUGCCAUACUCCUGAAUCUCCAUGGCGCAGGAGUCGAUGCGGACGGAGAUCUAGCACGCCAUAUGUUUGAUGAUGCGCCUGAUCUCCCGGCAUGGAUUGUAACUCCAACUGGAAUGACAUCCUGGAGCGGCGAUGACUGGCACACAUGGGGGUUUGCAGAUGCUCUAGCCGCGGUUGAAGCCAUCCUAGACUGGAUCGAUCUUGUCGAGUGGCAGGGUCCAGAUCCAUAUACUUCGAAAAUUCUGGUUGCGGGUCAUUCGAACGGCGGCCAAGGAACAUGGUACUUUGCUUCGCAUCAACCCGAUCGUGUUCUUGGUGCGGCCGCAGCUUCGGGGUACUUGUCCAUUGAGAACUACGUCCCAUAUGUCCAUUGGACCGAAGCAGAUCCCCUCCAGAAUGCUAUCCUUCAUGUUGCAAGAAGUAAUUUUCGUCACGAAUUGCUGGCUGAGAACUUUGCAGGGAUCCCAAUCCUCCAACAGCAUGGCUCUUCCGAUGAUAAUGUUCCUGUCUAUCACUCCCGAUUGAUGAAUACCUUGCUUUAUCAGUCGGGGAUCGCGGCCAAAUACUCCGAGAUGCCUGGAACCGGUCACUGGAUUGAUGGAACCAUGACCACACCUUCUAUGAUGGAAUUCUAUCUAGCCCAUUUGAAUGAUGCCGAUGCUGUGUCGACGGCGCCUGUUGACUUUGCUUUUGUAGUUCCGAAUUCUCAUGAUAUGGGCCCCAAAUAUGGUAUUGUUGUCGACCAAUUGUCCUCACCGGACAGAGCGGGUCAUAUCGAAGUCUCCGUUGCCCAAAAGGGGUCGGUCACUCGUUGGCAUUUAAGCACGCAGAACAUACAUCGCCUGCACUUUGAUCCUGGUGUCCAGAUCUCCAAUUCCCCGGUUGAAGUGAUGCUUGAUGACAUGGCUCAUGUAUUUCAUCUCACAAACAAAACGAGAUCGAGGUCCCUUGUCCAAACCGAAGCCAACAUCUGGGCUUGGGAAGUCGCCCUUGACUGGAGGCAGUUGGACAAGCGAUACGGCCGUCAAAGAGGUGCAUUAGACGCAAUACUUCGUAGCGAAGGCGUCUUCGAGGUCGUCUUGUGCUCGAAUACAAGCUUUCACCUCGCAGUUCAGGCAAGUAGGAAUUUUCUCCAGUACUUUGGGGCCGACUCAAAUAUAAUCUACCGGGAAGAGUAUGCCGAGGCACUGACUAGAAGGGGCAACAUUGUCACCAUUGGGCUUGGGAGAACUAUUCCUCGAUGUGCCAUGCCCCGGUUCCCUAUUUCAGUGGAGCACGAUAGGCUGUUACUGACAACAGGGUCCUCGAAAACCGCAUCUAUUCCCCUGAGACCAGGUAUGGGCGGUGUAUGGUUACGUCCUCUUCCUCAAGAGCGACUGGAGCUGGUGGUCUGGGGUCAUGACGAGGCUGGUCUGCAACAAGCAAUAAGGCUGAUUCCAACACUGACCGGGGCUGGACAACCUGACUUUGUGAUCUUGGGCAAUGAGGCCAGAUGGAAAGGCGUUGGCGGUGCUGUUGCGAUGGGUUUCCUCGAUCGUGAUUGGAGAAUAUCAUCUGCUUCAUAUAUACCCUGA
This is a messenger RNA of Exophiala oligosperma, 2664 nucleotides long. RefSeq lists its product as uncharacterized. Bases 1 to 2664 code for a protein of 887 amino acids. NCBI's taxonomy places the organism in Eukaryota, Fungi, Ascomycota, Eurotiomycetes, Chaetothyriales, Herpotrichiellaceae. The transcript has 2 exons. The record is from RefSeq and is a predicted model, not a curated record. Gene Ontology annotation, biological process: proteolysis. Gene Ontology annotation, molecular function: serine-type peptidase activity.